CACAACAGAAGCGCACACACACACACUCGCUGCCCUGCUGGUCACUGAGGGAAAAUUCUCACUGAGGUUUUCCUAUCGUUUAUAAAAUACAAAGCAGACGUCUUCAAUACACCGUGACUGUAAUUCCCUGUAAUAAUGAAAAAUUUAAUCCCACUGAAGAGAAUUUCUGUUCCGUUAUAAAUUUUUUGGGGAUAAUUAAGUUUUGAUGGUAAAUUAUACAUAACUCAUCUGACCUUAGAAACCAACGAUAAAAAAAUAAUCUCAGUGUUGUGUUUAAAUCCGAAAUUCACAAAAAUAAUGAAGAUUGAUUACGCUAUAUGAAAAGGAAAGACAAAAAGAACUGGAUUUGUAUGUAAUGAAAAGAACCAUAUAUAUGUGGUCUGUUAGCAGGAUGGGAAGGAGGCUGUGGUUGUGGUGUGCAGGAGGUAAGGUGAUGCCGUUCCUUCUCCUACUCCUCCUCCUCCAGGCCCCCAGUUCCACCACCUUCAAGUUCAAGGUCGGCCAAUGUCGCGCUUUCCCUGUCGUCAGUAACUUCAGACCAGAUCAGUUCGCUGGGGUGUGGUAUGUGGUUCAGAUGACCAACACUGCUGCUAGCUGUUACUCCCUCACCUUCACACAAGGCCCAGGUGACGGUAUCUCCUCUGUUGACUUCAGGAAGCAGAUAUGGGGUCUAAACGCGGCCGGGAUUCACAACACUGUCACCUUCACAGCCCCGACCCACAGCAUCGACCACGGCGGGGCUCAUAUGGCCAUGGCCCUCCCUACUGAGGCGUGGGGGUGGGUGGGCGUGCAGGUGGUGGACACGGACUACCAGGAGUGGGCGGCGCUGUGGGCGUGCAAGAAGACACUGUUUGGUCACCUGGAGGCGGCCAUCAUCCUCAGCCGCGACACCUUCCUCCCUCCACAGAGGUUGUGGGAGGUGAGGGUGAUGAUGGCUGGAGCUGGGAGUGACCUAGAGGACCUGUCGACCAUCCAACAUACACAUUGUCUCACUACCCAAGGAGGGAGGAAGAUGACUAUAGAGUUCGAUCCUAAUCUGGACAAGCCAAACGUCCACUUCCAAUCGUUGUUUACCUCCAGUGGGGCCGUCGACAGUGGUGACAUAAACAACAACAGUACAGAAGUAGGCGGUACACGGAGACCUAGACCUUGUGUGGAUGAACUGGACGACUACUACUACUACUACGAAGACUGUCCUGAUGACGUGAGUAACCCCAUAUACACCACCCUGGAGGAGUUCGAAAAUGACAACAACAGUGACGACUCAUCUACCACCGACGACAACAACAGCGGUACCUCAGCGGGCGACGGAGGCAGCGACCCUUGUUAUACUGUAGAGGACGAUUACUGGGAGUACAAGACUGACUGUCCAACUGAUGCUGAGUACAUACUAUCUCUUGACGAAUAUGAUGAACUCUAUCCUGAUGACGAAGGAGAAGGAGGAGACGAUGAAGAAGAAGGAAAAGGAGAAGAAGAAAAAGAUAAUGAUACCUCCAAGUUCGACGGCCGUUCCUGUGUAGUUGACGACGGGGAGGAAUACAUUCUGUACGAUGAGUGUCCCGAAGACGUGAACACAGCCCAGCUACCCGAGGACUUCUACUCAGACACCGACUUCACCGACACUCCCUGCUACAUCUACGAGGAGGGAGAAUACCUGUACUAUGACACCUGCCCUGAUGACGCCUCAGCACCCAUACCUGUCGAGUUCUUUGACGACUACGGCGAGACGCGGAGGUCGUUAAUUACUACACAGGUAGGUAGAGGGGUGAGAAAAGUUGAUAAAGAUAGUGAUAAGAAGAAAGAACGAGAAGAGAAAAGAGAAGGAACAUCAAAAGAGAAAGAAUUUAAGAAAGAGAAUAAGGGGAAUGAAAGAGAUGGAAAUAUGAUAAACAAAAAAGAUAGCAAAGGUACAAAGAAUAAUAAUAAGAAAGUAAGAGAAAGAAAGAUGAGGGAAAAUGCCAAAGAAAAUGGAAUUAGAGAAACAAAGGAUAAAAAAGAGAAACACGGGGAAACAAAACACAAAAACGACAUAAUUAAUGAAAACAUCUUAGGACGUACUCAUGACCGUCAAGAGUCCAGGGACGUACUCAUGACCGUCAAGAGUCUUAGACGUACCAUGACCGUCAAGAGUCCUGUUCAGAGUCUUAGACCGUACUCGUGA
Homarus americanus (American lobster) is the source of this 2161-nucleotide messenger RNA. RefSeq lists its product as uncharacterized. Bases 356 to 2161 code for a protein of 601 amino acids. The transcript has 7 exons. The record is from RefSeq and is a predicted model, not a curated record. NCBI's taxonomy places the organism in Eukaryota, Metazoa, Arthropoda, Malacostraca, Decapoda, Nephropidae.